UUGGUAAGUUUUCCCUACUGUUCUAACGAUUCACGUGAAAUCUAAGUACCUGAGCUCCUGUAGAGGAUGGCAAUUACUUUCCACAAAAAUUGUCGAUAAAAAUCACACCUUCCAUUCACCGAUAGCUCUUCCUUCAAUCUACCAAACAUCUCCUCUUAGCUGAACAAGAAACUUUCUUCGGUGAACUCUUCAAGAACUUCCUCAAUCAUGGGAAUUUUAAGCUCUCUCUGUUUCCCACCGUCGAUUUUUCUGCAGAAACCCGGACAAGACCACCUCUUUACCACUACGUCCUCCUCCAAACUUCACAUUUCUGCUGCCAAAAGAAGUGAACGUACAGUUGAAGGACCCGUUUUGACCCGUUUUCGAGAGAGCUCGAAUGCCAUGACCAUUUUGAUGGGAGCUGCUGGAAUUGCCUUAAUCUCUCUUGCAGGGCCCGCCCAUGCUGCAGAGUCUCCAGUUUUCAGUGAACCCUCCAAUGCUCUAUCCCUUCCCACCUGGGCUAUUCAUAUUUCCAGUGUUUCUGAAUGGGUUACUGCAAUGGCAUUGGUGUGGCAAUACGGGGAGAAAUCUGGUUAUGAAUCUUGGAAGGGUCUAUCUUGGGGAAUGGUACCCCUGCUUGGAGGAGCACUUUGUGCCUGUACCUGGCAUUUCUUUUACAAUUCAGAGUCCCUUGAGGUCUUGGUGGCUCUACAAGCCGCAUUGACAGUGAUUGGAAAUGCAACAAUGUGUUUUGCCGCCUACCGUAUCUACACAUCAUCACAGGAACAGUCCAAGAACUUCUAAAUUCUAUAUUUCGGAAGAAAAGGCACUUCUCGUUGCCUCGGAGUCUCGAGGGUGAAAGAAAGUCUGGUACCGGCUGGAAUAGUUUCAGAAAUCAUGUUUUUCUAUCCCGUUAUUCAAGGAGCAGACACAAUAAUUUCCCAUCCGGGCUGGUUUCUCAUCAAGAAGUGAUUGUCAGCUUCCCUAGUUUAAAUGCCAGAAAGAUUAAGCUGUGUGAGCACACAAAAAGCGUUCCGACUCUAUGAUGACUGGUGAGUUAGUCAAUCAAAUGGCUUGACUUUGCCUCUCAAGUUAACUAUAAUGUUUUAAAAACGGCAGAGAUUAUUUCAGACUUUACGACUCUCGUUCUUGGUUAUCAUGACCAGUUUGGACACCCUUGUUAUUCUUCUGUAUUACUGUACUUAUCCUCUUUGUAAGUCAAUAAUGUUUAUUAUUAUUGCA
This is a messenger RNA of Sesamum indicum (sesame), 1221 nucleotides long. Its product is annotated as YCF49-like protein. Lineage: Eukaryota; Viridiplantae; Streptophyta; Magnoliopsida; Lamiales; Pedaliaceae. The record is from RefSeq and is a predicted model, not a curated record.